UCCUGACCCCUCCAGUCCUUGUCCCCGUAGUAAUCCCCUCCGGUUUUCCUCAGUCUCCACGUACGUCCCCGAGGGCGCGCCCCAAAACCCGGAUAACCGGAGCGCUCCCCAUGGACUCCACGGAGGGCUCGCCCGCGGAGGAGCGGCCUGCGCAUGCUCCAUCGCCGGGGAAGUUUGGUGAGCGGCCUCCACCUAAACGACUUACUAGAGAAGCUAUGCGAAAUUAUUUAAAAGAACGAGGGGAUCAAACAGUACUCAUUCUUCAUGCAAAAGUUGCACAGAAGUCUUAUGGAAAUGAAAAACGCUUUUUUUGCCCUCCUCCUUGUGUGUAUCUUAUGGGCAGUGGUUGGAAGAAAAAAAAAGAACAAAUGGAACGAGAUGGUUGCUCGGAACAAGAGUCUCAACCUUGUGCAUUUAUUGGAAUAGGAAAUAGUGACCAAGAAAUGCAGCAGCUGAACUUGGAAGGGAAGAACUACUGCACAGCCAAAACAUUGUACAUAUCUGAUUCAGACAAGAGAAAACACUUCAUGCUGUCUGUAAAGAUGUUCUAUGGCAACAGCGAUGAUAUUGGCGUGUUCCUCAGCAAGCGGAUAAAAGUCAUCUCUAAACCUUCCAAAAAGAAGCAGUCAUUGAAAAAUGCUGACUUGUGCAUUGCCUCAGGAACAAAGGUGGCUUUGUUUAAUCGACUUCGGUCCCAGACAGUUAGUACCAGAUACCUGCACGUAGAAGGGGGAAACUUCCAUGCUAGUUCACAGCAGUGGGGAGCAUUUUAUAUUCAUCUCUUGGAUGACGAUGAAUCAGAAGGAGAGGAGUUCACAGUCCGAGAUGGUUACAUCCACUAUGGACAGACUGUCAAACUUGUGUGCUCAGUUACUGGCAUGGCACUCCCAAGAUUGAUAAUUAGAAAAGUUGAUAAGCAGACAGCAUUACUGGAUGCAGACGACCCUGUAUCACAACUCCACAAAUGUGCAUUUUACCUUAAGGAUACAGAAAGAAUGUACUUGUGCCUUUCUCAAGAAAGAAUAAUUCAAUUUCAGGCCACUCCAUGUCCGAAAGAACCAAAUAAAGAAAUGAUCAAUGAUGGCGCUUCGUGGACAAUCAUUAGCACAGAUAAGGCAGAGUAUACAUUCUAUGAGGGAAUGGGCCCCGUCCUUGCCCCAGUCACUCCCGUGCCUGUCGUAGAAAGUCUUCAGUUGAAUGGCGGCGGGGACGUAGCGAUGCUUGAACUUACAGGACAGAACUUCACUCCAAAUUUACGAGUGUGGUUUGGGGAUGUAGAAGCCGAAACAAUGUACAGAUGUGGGGAGAGCAUGCUCUGUGUGGUCCCAGACAUUUCUGCAUUCCGAGAAGGUUGGAGAUGGGUCCGGCAGCCAGUCCAGGUUCCAGUAACUUUGGUCCGUAAUGAUGGAAUCAUUUAUUCCACCAGCCUUACCUUUACCUACACACCAGAACCAGGGCCAAGGCCACACUGCAGUGCAGCAGGAGCAAUCCUCAGAGCCAACUCAAGCCAAGUGCCCACCAACGAAUCCAACACAAACAGCGAGGGGAAUUACACGAACGCCAGCACAAAUUCUACCAGUGUCACAUCGUCCACAGCAACCGUGGUGUCCUAACAGCCGUCUUUUUGCUAGGACUUAAACUGACUUGAAUGCGGCAAAAAGUUGACAAAAAAAGAAAAAAGAAAAACAGAAAAAAAAGAAAGGCAAGGAUAAAAUGAACAAUCUUUUGUGGUUUCUUGGGAAAACUUUUCAUACCAGGUGAUCUAUCCCAAACCCCAUUACCUGCAAGUGCUGAUGUGAAAUGCAGAAGCCACAGUAAAAUGAAAAACAUCAAAAUGUACAAAGUGUUGGAAAUCAAGGUUUUCAGCUGUCUCUCACACACACAUACACACCCCUUUUUGGUUGUUUUUUGGUUGGUUUUGAUUAAAUGGUCAAGAAAUGAAUAUGUGGCUAGAGUACAGGUUAAGCUAGAAGACACGCAUCUAACAUAGUUUCUAUGGACCAAGGGACUUGCAGAAGCUUUAGUGAAAGGUACAUUUUCACCAUGCCUUUUUUCUAUCACGGUAUGUAGUACACCUUGUCACCAGUAGGUUGCACUCUCCGCCCCUUGAGCUUUGGGCUCAAAGUACAUUUAGGUUCAAGCCUGACCAUGCUUGUUCAAUCUGAGUACCGAACACUUCCAGGUUCUUUUGGUCUAAGGCUGGAACUUUUUUUAAGCUGAAGUCUUAUGACUUUUUCAUAAGUUAGAAUUAUUUUGAUUUCAGCAAGUCAAAUUUUGUAAAGGCCUGCAUACUUUUUUUUAAGAUUAUAUGAAGUCUGUGCAAAAGCUUUAAAAAAUGCCUCUGCCUUGCCUGCAAUACAUGCAAUGUAUGUUAACUUAGUCUAUCCUCAGAUACUGUUGGUAGUUAUUUCUGUUUUCCUUUUUUUUAAAAUGUAUUUAUAGUGGUAAUCCAAGAGAGUCUAACAUUUAUGUGGAGUUCAAUGUGGCUGUUUAGUCCUUCUGAGUUAAUGGCAGAGAACAUCACCAUUUGAAGGGUUUGUGCCUCUUUGCCUAUCCAUCAGUUUAUCUGUGUUCCAGGUUUGUUCAGGUUCCCUUCCUCCCCAAUCUUGUACAUAACGUGUAUUAUGUGUAAGUUAAACAUUUUAUCUUUAACUUGGAAUGUUCCCAGUGAUUACAUUUAACAGGGUGUUUCCCACCUUGUUGGCAAAUGACAAAAAAUAUCAUGAGAAUUAUUUGCUGCCAAGAUGGUGCCCUUAGGGUAAAAUGAGGAAAGUCUCUGCAAGAUACUUUAUUGUACUUGAUUUUCCUUUUUUAGCCUAGGCCAGAACAUCAUUAUAAUUCUAAACGUAAGAUCACAAGAUGGCUUUUAUUAGAUGAUAACUAAAUAAACCGAACUAAAGAAAAUAGCCAGAAGACAGUACCUUAGAAACAGAUAGUUGUAAGUUUAUAAAAAUACAAAUGUAACUUAUAUUUCCAUUUCCCCUUUUGCCCUUUGUUUGUUUUUCCUCCAGUAGAAAUGUUGUGUCCAUUUUUUUUCUUUUCUGUUAACUUUGGGUUGCACUCAGGCCUGUGUGUCAGCCCUGUGUGCUGAUAUUGCCAGUUUUAUCUGCUUCCAUUCCUGCACUUCGGUAACCCUUGUCCAGUUUCUUGGGAAUUGCAGCAGACUCCCUGGGCUCCAUUGAGUAAGGAACCACGUGUGUGAUGUUAAAGGACACAGUCUAGUGGUGCCAUCCUCCUUGAUAGAGUAAGAACUACCUCUAGAUUGUGGUAAGCUUUCACUGUCCCUUAAAACAGGAGCCACAAGGACCUCCUGAUGCAACUGUAACUUGUAUGGCAUUUUCGGUGUCUCUGGCUCCCUGGACUUCUGAAAGUUCAUGUAGACGUGUUAGGAGUCCUUUGUCAGGAGCACUGUUUUCCAUUCCUGCGGCUUUGCCACUCACUGUUUUCUGGAGACUCACUGUCAAUGCCACUCUGAACGUCUUUAAACUGCCCCUCCUUGGUUUUCCAAGGAGAAGGCCACCUAGGAGAACGUGCUGGUUACAUCUGUUGCUGUGGCUCUCUUACCGACAGCCUUCUUCAUCACCCCAGGCUCUGCUGUUCUAGCCAUUGUAGCCCUUUCCCUUCAGAGCUGCCGCAGUCCGUCUCCUCCCCUGCCUCAUACCUUCCUUCUGCUUCCGUGGUCAAGGGCAGAGCUCACUGUGGCCUUAGCUGUCUUUGCAGUAACUGUUGUCAGCUUUCCUUCAGACCUGUUUCCUUCCAAGCUCCACCCCUCAGUUGCUGUGGGAUCGGGACGCUGCAGGCUGAAGCGUCUCAGUGCUUUCCCAGGUCACACGUCUCUCCGCUUCUUAGAUUUGGGAUUCAGUUAAGAAACCAUUCAGUUCACUGAGAACGGAUGAGAUGCUUUUGAAGAACAAGCUAUUCCUUACCCAGCUUUGUAGCUUACAGUAACCAAGUUCAUGGCUUUAUUAAAAUGAACUUUGACUUUUUAAAAUGUUUAUAUCUUAUUUCGGUUCUUUCGUUUAUUUUAAUAAGAAUUGAAAUAACUAGAUUAUAAGUCGUUUUCCUGUUUUCUUUCUUUUUUUUUUUUUUUUUUUUUUAACAAAGUCCAAGAAUGUAACAAUAAAGGCAUCUUUCGUAUGGUUCUAUGCCAGUCCUACCACACAAUAGAGUGAAUUGAUACGUCUGUUUUACCAUGUUAUUGAUAGUUCUUCUGUCGACUGCUUCUAUUAAAAGUCCUUUUUAUGGAUUUGUAAAUCAUUUUCAAUAUAUGAUGUAGAGGAGUCUUGUCCCCCAUUUAUUCAGAAUGUUUCCUCCCAGAUGAUGCUGUUACAGAUGCUGGUCGUUUACCCUCAUGAAGACUUCUUAGGACGGGAUUUCUUCAGUUGCAGUGUGUGGGUUUGUGCUCUCAUUCUGUUAGAAUGAGUCCGCACAGCUUCUCAAAACAUGCCUAGAUGCAGAACCUGAGACCCAGCAUGUAUUUUUUUUAAUUUCCUUGAAUUUGUCAAGAGAUUGGAAGGCAGGCUGAAAACUGAAAAUGUGGGAUGCCUUUUCCAGAUUGCAGAGCCGAGCACUAGUGGGAUUUUGAACUUGAUGAUGACCGCUCUUAAGCUGGGACAACUUCCUCAUGUACAGUUAACUAGUGGAACCAUCUGUCCCUCUCUGCCAUCAUCUUUGUUGGUUUUGUAUCUUUCUUUUUUGUGUGGUGCUGGGGUCAAAUCCAGGGCCUCAAGCACAUUUGCUAAGGCUUUUUGUUAGUUUUUUUCAUGAGACAAGGGUCUCACCCAUGUAGCCCCUCAGGGCAUUCUUAAACUUUCCUGCCUUAGCCUCCAGGUGCUGGGAUGCCAGGUAUGGCGGGAUGCCACCACUGCUUUUGUCUUUAGAGAAACUGGUCAGGCUGUCCAGCCACAGAGAAAUUCUAAUGUCAUUUUUUAUUAACCCAACUAGUAAUUUAAUCAAGAAAUCUGUUGGCGGGGGGAAUUCCUAUUUGAAAGAAAUGCUAUUUGAUUAUUAGUCAAGUUAAUGGACAUUGUUUUCCAAAGCAGCUGUGUUUCUGGUGAGUACUGAACAAACGUGAUUUUUCUGUGUCACUUUUGAUUGAUUUUCCAAGCACUGUAACUCGGGAUGGAUGGUUAGAAACAGUAAUAUAUUAGGGUUUUUACUUAACCCUUUCAGGACUGAGAUGUGUCACCUAUUAAUUUCUCCCUGUGUCGUGAUAAUUGUUUGCCAGCAUUCAGUACUGUGUUGCUCCCAACGUAGGUCUAUGUAAAAGCUCAGUUUUAGCUUAUUUCUUGUACCUUGCAGCAUGCUCUACACAUUCAGUCCUUAAGGGGUUUACUUUACAAACUGUGCGCCUGUAAGGGUUAUUAGCAAUAAGAUAGAAAAUUGAGCAAGUUUAUACCAUAAUUUUGUAGAAAAAAGAAUCUGCUCAAUUCCAUACUUCAUCCAUGAAAAAUCUGCAAUACGAGCAGUUUCGAGGAAUAAAUAAAAAGGAAAUGUAAACCAUUGUAAAUGUCUUCUGUGAGAUGUGCCUGAUGCAUGUAUCAUCGUCUUUGAUUUCAGAGUACUUACUUCAUAAAGAUAAAAUUAAAUUCUAUAUUACAGUUUGUGGA
Messenger RNA from Peromyscus californicus insignis, 5609 nucleotides. It is a transcript of the gene Rbpj, whose product is annotated as recombination signal binding protein for immunoglobulin kappa J region. Gene Ontology annotation, molecular function: DNA-binding transcription activator activity, RNA polymerase II-specific; RNA polymerase II cis-regulatory region sequence-specific DNA binding. NCBI's taxonomy places the organism in Eukaryota, Metazoa, Chordata, Mammalia, Rodentia, Cricetidae. The coding region runs from base 111 to 1613 and encodes 500 amino acids. Gene Ontology annotation, biological process: regulation of transcription by RNA polymerase II; Notch signaling pathway. The record is from RefSeq and is a predicted model, not a curated record. The transcript is spliced from 11 exons. Gene Ontology annotation, cellular component: MAML1-RBP-Jkappa- ICN1 complex; nucleus.